Molecule: messenger RNA, 270 nt
Organism: Schistosoma turkestanicum
Lineage: Eukaryota; Metazoa; Platyhelminthes; Trematoda; Strigeidida; Schistosomatidae
Source: the annotation of a GenBank genome assembly
GUCUUGGCCACAGCGUUUGGCACUGCAACCGGUCAUGUGAAUGCUGCAUUGCAUUCAGCUGCUGCAGCAGCUCAUGCAAAUUUAACAGCUGCGGCAGCUGCUGCUGCGGCUGCAGCUGGCAAUCCUGGUGGUGGUGGUGGUGGUGGUCAUGCUCAAUUGGUUACACAUCAAGGUGCAACUUAUUUAGUACAAAGUAGUCAAUUGAUGGAUGAUGAUGGAUCAGCUAUAUCGCAUACAGCAAAAGCUAGUCCUAUUACUGUAAGUCAAUAG